Motacilla alba alba is the source of this 549-nucleotide messenger RNA. Its product is annotated as circumsporozoite protein-like. The record is from RefSeq and is a predicted model, not a curated record. Lineage: Eukaryota; Metazoa; Chordata; Aves; Passeriformes; Motacillidae. The transcript is spliced from 2 exons. The coding region runs from base 6 to 455 and encodes 149 amino acids.
GCAUAAUGUCCCUGCUCCGGGCCGCCAAAGUAAAGCGACCGAAAGAAGCUCCGGCAGAAGCGCGGGAUCCGCCCGGCGGUGGCGGCGGCGGCGACACCGGCGUGGCUGGUGCCCGCAGCUGUGCCCGCGCCCGGUGCCCGCCGCGCCGCCCCGCCGCCCCCGGCGCCCCGGCAGCCCCCGCCGCCAGCGCCCGCCUCGCCGACGGGGCGGGCGGAGCGGGGCGGCUGCGGCUCCCGAUUGGCUCCCCUGGCGGCGCCGCACCCCCCGCCCCGGCGGCAGCGGCUAAUCACGGGCUCGGGAUUCUCCAUCAGCCGUCGGGAAGGCGAACCAGGCGGAGGUCUGGGCGCGUCGGGCAAGUUGCGUGCGGUGAGCGGAGAACGGCGUCCGCUCGUAAACCUCUGCAGUGGCCCUUGUACAGCUGUUCACCAUUUUUCCUAGAUAUCUUUAGUCAUUAAUGGAUGAUGGGAGCAACCCCCUGCAGCUUCACUCUUUACCAUCCAUUCAGAAGGAGAAAAAAGAGCUAGCUCUCCAUUAACACAGAUGAAAUGU